CUAGGACCUGGGUGAGCUUUGCGCUUGCGAGCGCCCGCAAUCCAGCGUAGGCAGCCCCGUCCCGCCCCGCGGAGCCCCGGCGCCCGCGGAAGCCCCGCUCGCCGCCACCGCGCCCCCGGCGCCCAAAGGCGCGCCGGCCCGCGGCCGUGCGAAGGGCGAGGCAGCCCCGAAGCCGCCGCCGCGUGUUCCCGGCGCCCGAAGGCGCGGUCCGCAGCCGCGCGAAGGGCAAGGCAGCCCCGAAGCCGCCGCCGCGUGUUCCCGGCGCCCGAAGGCGCGCGGGCCCGCAGCCGCGCGAAGGGCGAGGCAGCCCCGAGGCGUCGGUGGUGCCACACCCAUACUAAUAAACGGCAUGUACGCCCGCGAGUUCGUCCCGGGCCAGGGCCUCUGGGGCGACGCGCCCAAGAACGAGGACGCGCCUGCGCCUGCUUUACCGCCGGGCGUGGCGGGCGGCGCCUUCUCGAGCUUCCCCCCGCCCAAGGACGCGCCCGGCCCCGACAAGGAGUGGAAGCCCUCGGCCGACCCGACGCUCGCCGUCGGCGGCCCGCCGCCCAUGGGCAGUCAACCGAACCAAUGGAUCGGCCCCAACCAGGUGCCCGACGCCCAAGCCUUGGGCCCGGGGCCGCCGCCGGGCGGCGCGGGCUGCGUCCUGUUCUGGGAUUUAGCUGGGUGCCGGCCGGGCGGCACGGACGCGGGCAAGGGCGUGAAACAAUCUGUUAGAUCGUUGUACGGCGACGUGAGAAGUGCGCGGGCCUAUGGGGACGUUGCGGCGCUGCCGGCCAUCACGAGAGCCGGCCUCCAAGCUGCUGGUGUGCUAUUGAUCGACACGGGCCCGGCGGGCAUGACGGACCGCUCGCCUAUUAUUGUCGACCUCUUCGACUACGCUUUAGAUCAUGCCACGAACCGCAAGGACGAGAAGGCUCCGAUCUUAGUCGUUGCUCUAGGCGGCGCGCCCCGGGAGCAGUUCGGUUUAGCCUUCGCGCGCCUGGCGGAGCGGGGCUUCAAGCUCGCGUUGAUAAGACCGCGCGACUCGCCGUGCGCGAGGUACGACGGCGGCUGCAUCGGCGUCCACGACUGGGCCUCCGUAAGACCGGGCGACGAUAAUGAUAUCGUCGCCAUGUGCUUCAAGUGCGGCUGGCGCAACUGCCGGAGGGUCCACCCGCGGCGCUGCUCUGCUUUAGUUUGUUGCGCGUUGUGCGGCCAGACGUCGCACGACACGCGCUACCACACGGAGUUCCAGCAGUACGUCUCUCGAAGAGCGAAUGAGACGACGCAGCGCCAGGUCGAGGCCGCCGCGGCCCAAGGUUUGACCAUUCCGCACUACAACGCGCCGCGCCUCACGGCCAUCCCGCCGGCGUUCCCGAACCAGUACCCCGGGCAGAUGCCGUCGCCGGGUCUAGCUGCUUUACAGCACGCCAUGCGCCAGCAGGGCGGGCCGCCGCCGCCGCGGCCGCCCUACCCCGGCCAGCCCGGCAGCCCGCCGCGGCCCUUCGCGCCGAUGAACGCGAUGGGCGCGAUGAUGGGGACCCUCGACCUCUCGGGCGGCGCGCCGCCCUGGCAGCCCGGCGCGCCGCCGCCCGUGCCGCCGCUGUCGCCGCCGGCCCUGCUGCAGCCCCAGGCCUUCCCGCCGGCGCCCUCGGCGCCGCCGCCGGCCGUGCCGCCGCCCGCGCCGGCGGCCGCGCCGCCGCCCGCGGAGAAGCCGGUCCCCGCGCCCAAGGAGCCGCCCACGACGGUGUCGCCGCCGACGCCGCCGCCGCCGGGCUUGGAACCGCCGCCCGCGGAGCCGGCCGAGGACCCCGUCGACCUGAGCCGCCUCCACUACGGCGUCGAGGACUACGUCAAGAUGGGCGUGCCCGAGGAGGACGCGCGCGCCAUCCUGCGCGCCGUCAACAAGCUCGCCAAGGACCGCGACGCGGCCCAGGGCCCGCCCGAUGCUGCUCCCGCCGCCGACGCCGCGGCGGCCGUCUGAAUUUUUCAGAACCAAUUCCCUUCCCCUUCGAAUGACAUCCCCCGCUGAGACCCCAAGCUCUCUACGUGCUGAUGCCGCGCCCCCGCCCCGAGCUCACCGACGGGCGGCGGCGCGGCGCCGACCUACCACGGCGCCUUUCGGCAACCAUCGCAAUCCCCCUUUUUGGAAAAAAACAUCCCCGACCAACGACCACCCCGCAACAGCUGCCUAUCCAGAGAGUUGUAUAGUGCAAAUAAGAUCAUUGUGGUUUUCUAAACUUGAGAGGAAUUUACACAG
Pelagomonas calceolata is the source of this 2242-nucleotide messenger RNA. The record is from the annotation of a GenBank genome assembly. Lineage: Eukaryota; Pelagophyceae; Pelagomonadales; Pelagomonadaceae.